CUGUAUUACUUUGGCGGGCAUGCAAUGCAGCCAACUUAAAAAUCACAGCAUACAAAGAGACUUCCGGCUGCAUCUUUCUCUGUUUGAUAUCGGUUCAUUUGGUUUUAAACCAUGGGCAGAGUAAUUCGUGCUCAGCGAAAGGGUGCUGGGUCUGUUUUCAGAUCCCACACAAAAAGGAGAAAGGGAGCACCCAAACUUCGUUCUCUGGAUUAUUCUGAAAGGCAUGGAUACAUCAAAGGUGUUGUAAAGGACAUUCUCCACGAUCCUGGUCGUGGUGCACCUUUAGCUGUUGUACAUUUCCGUGACCCAUACAAGUUUAAAACACGCAAAGAAUUGUUUAUUGCACCUGAAGGAAUGUACACUGGACAGUUCCUAUAUUGUGGAAAGAAAGCAAAUCUUCAAAUUGGAAAUGUGAUGCCUGUUGGUCAAAUGCCUGAGGGUACUAUCGUUUGUAAUUUGGAGGAAAAGACUGGCGAUAGAGGCCGUUUAGCUAGAGCAUCUGGAAACUAUGCCACAGUUAUUGCUCACAAUCCAGAUACAAAGAAAACCAGAGUAAAAUUACCAUCUGGUGCCAAGAAAGUCAUUCCAUCCAACAACAGAGCUAUGGUUGGCAUUGUUGCUGGUGGUGGACGUAUUGACAAGCCGAUUCUUAAAGCUGGCCGNCAUGGGUAUAUUUUUGUACAUUCGUUUCCUCAAUAA
Megalopta genalis is the source of this 699-nucleotide messenger RNA. The record is from RefSeq and is a predicted model, not a curated record. NCBI's taxonomy places the organism in Eukaryota, Metazoa, Arthropoda, Insecta, Hymenoptera, Halictidae.